UUCGUCCGAUUUCAUUUAAAUUCGAAUUUAAGUUUGAAACAGCUGAUUUCUCUUUGGCAAUUAAACAAACCAAAUGACAAAAGAAUUCGUUGGCAAAAAAUACGAAAUAAUUUCAAAAUAAGAGGAUUUAAUUAAAAAAUUAUCAUGUUUUUUAUGGCAGCUUAUGUGUUAAACGAACAGGAGCAAGAUUACCAAAGUAGAAUAGAUAGGCGGCGUUUAAGAGACCAUUCGAAUCCUCUCAGUGCACCGGAUUCUACAUUUGUUUCCAACUAUCGCCUAAACAAGUACGCUUUUUUAGAAGUGCUGAAUGAAGUAAAAUCUUUCGUCAAGGAAACGUCCAUACCUAUUUUAUUAAAGCUGGCAGCAAGUCUUAGGUUUUUCGCAGAAGGUUCCUAUCAACGUUCCGUCGGAAAGGAUACAGAUAUUGCUAUGGGUAGAAGCACAGUCUCAAAAAUAUUAUCCGAAAUGAUCAAUGCUUUGGAAAAUGUUCUGUGUUCUAAGUGGAUUAAGCUGAAAAUGUCUGAAGAGGAUUCUAGAAAAUCAAAACUUAAUUUUGUAGAAAAAUUCGGUAUUCCAGGAGUAAUAGGGUGUAUUGAUGGAACACAUGUGGCUCUGAUUAAACCUUUUGAGAACGAGCAUCUAUUUUUUAACCGAAAAGGAUUUUUUAGCAUAAACGCAAUGAUUAUUUGUGAUUUUGAUAUGAUAAUAAGAGCAGUUGAUGCAACUCGGCCUGGUGCAAGCCAUGACGCUUUCGUAUUUAGUAUGAGCAGUGCAAAACACUAUUACCUAUCGCAGUAUGAAGCUGGUGACCGAGGGUCUUGGCUACUGGGAGAUUCUGGUUUUGGUAUAGAGCCAUUUCUACUGACUCCAUAUAGAAACCCAGGCCCAAGAUCGGCAGAACACAGAUUUAACCAGCAGCAUGCAAAAGCACGUAACAUCGUUGAGCGUGUUAUAGGAGUAUUAAAAAGUCGGUUUCGUUGUUUGAAAACUACCCUGCCAUAUACGCCGCAAAAGGUAGUGAAGAUAAUAAAUGUUUGUUGCGCACUACAUAACAUAUGUAGAAGUAAUCAAAUAGAUGACAUUGAAACAGAAACCGUAUUAGAAAACAAUCCAAUUGAUGAGGAAAUUGCUGAAAAUGAGGAAAACAGUAGUUUAUAUAGUGUUGGCAGAAAUAUAAGAGACUCUAUUGCUAGAAAUUUAAUAUUAUGA
Anastrepha obliqua is the source of this 1209-nucleotide messenger RNA. RefSeq names its product putative nuclease HARBI1. The transcript is spliced from 3 exons. The record is from RefSeq and is a predicted model, not a curated record. Lineage: Eukaryota; Metazoa; Arthropoda; Insecta; Diptera; Tephritidae. Bases 145 to 1209 code for a protein of 354 amino acids.